Messenger RNA from Nematolebias whitei (Rio pearlfish), 486 nucleotides. It is a transcript of the gene msc, whose product is annotated as transcription factor 21. NCBI's taxonomy places the organism in Eukaryota, Metazoa, Chordata, Actinopteri, Cyprinodontiformes, Rivulidae. The record is from RefSeq and is a predicted model, not a curated record. The transcript is spliced from 2 exons. The coding region runs from base 1 to 486 and encodes 161 amino acids. Gene Ontology annotation, biological process: skeletal muscle tissue development; regulation of transcription by RNA polymerase II. Gene Ontology annotation, molecular function: protein dimerization activity; RNA polymerase II transcription regulatory region sequence-specific DNA binding; DNA-binding transcription factor activity, RNA polymerase II-specific.
AUGUCCACCGGCUCAGCUGCGAGUGAUGCUGAGGAGGAAGAGACGCAUCCCAGGAGGUCCCGUUUGAAGAGGAAGACUUCCCGCUGCAGCCCCGGCCUGUUAUCAGAUGAGGAGCCGGAAGAUGACGGCGCAGGAAGGAGGAGGAAGCUGGAGGGCAGCAGGCUCUCCGAGCCGCAGCCAAAGGAGGCGCGGCAGACGCAGAGGAACGCGGCCAACGCGCGGGAGCGGGCGCGGAUGAGAGUGCUGAGCAAAGCCUUCUCCAGAUUGAAAACCAGCCUGCCCUGGGUGCCUGCGGACACCAAACUGUCCAAGCUGGACACGCUCCGUCUCGCCUCGAGCUACAUCUCCCACCUCAGACAGCUGCUGCAGGACGAACGCUUUGAGAGCUUUGCGCACCCAGCCAGCCUGACGUGGCCAUUUCUGAGCGCAGGACGAUCAGAAGAGGACAUCUCAUCCUCAAGAAGACUUUGUGGAGCAACAGCAUGA